Messenger RNA from Branchiostoma belcheri (Belcher's lancelet), 684 nucleotides. Its product is annotated as C-type lectin lectoxin-Lio3-like. The record is from RefSeq and is a predicted model, not a curated record. Lineage: Eukaryota; Metazoa; Chordata; Leptocardii; Amphioxiformes; Branchiostomatidae. The coding region runs from base 1 to 684 and encodes 227 amino acids. The transcript is spliced from 3 exons.
AUGUCCAAAUGGAUUAUAACAGCUUCUUCAGGUUGCCCUACUGGCUACAUUGCGCAUGAUGGUGCAUUCUACAAGGUGUACAACCAAAGCAAGACCUACGACCAGGCCAGGGAGCAGUGCGCAGCAGACGGGGGGCUCCUGGCCAUGCCGAAGAACAAACAGCUCGACGCCUUCUUGUUCAGGCUGAAGAACGCCCUGGUUGGGCCCGCGUCUGGAUAUGUCUGGUUCGGACUGAGCGAUGAGCACCGUGAGGGUGAGUGGAAGUGGGCAGACGGGACUCCACACAACAUCACCGCCGACUGGGGGAACUGGGUACCGUACCAGCCUGAAGGUUGCGCACACUACUACGGGUGGAUAUCGGAAGGAUGGAAUAGCAUGCGGUGCGAUUUCUCUAAUAAAUUCAUCUGCCAGCUGGCACAGCUCUGCCCAGGAAAGCUUGACGGAUCGGACUACCGCGGCAACCUCUCCGUCACUAAAAGUGGGAGGACCUGCCAGCGAUGGGAUUCCAACACUCCUCACUUUCAUCACAACUACUGGCCGGGGACGUCAGGGCCGGGGACUGACCCUGACGUGGCCGAGAACUACUGCCGCAAUCCAGACAGUGACGAGACCACUCUGUGGUGCUACACAACGGACCCUAGCACACGCUGGGAGUACUGUAACAACCCGACAUGCCUUAUCUAA